UUUAAAACUGUAAUUUCCGAAAAUAAUCUCGUAUUUUCCGAAAAAUUGUUUCUUGUUCUGUCCAGCUCUAAUUUCUCCAACAUUUUUCAGCUGAAAUGCUGAAUUUGGCUCUGAUCUUCCCCAAAAUUUUGGAAAAAUGGUUGCUUUGCUGUAAUUAGGGUUUUCACUGCAGAGAUCUGCCUGAAAAAAGCAGGCUUUUGAGGAUUUAAGGGUCUCACUUCAGAAGUGGAACUGUUGAGCUGCUGCAGCGAUUUUUUUUUUUUCGUUUUCUCGCUAUGGUCCUUACUAAGCUCUGUACUGUUGAAGAUCCAAAUUUUCGUGGUCGAAGUGGUGAAAAAAUCUCAGCUUUGAGGAUUGUCAGGAAGCUUUUGCUGUUCUUUGAUGGGGAAAUUUUGCAGGUUUGCAUGGAAAUUUAGCCUGCCGGCGGGGCGGAAAUGUCGGGUUCGGAGAGGGGAGUGAUGGCGAGUAGCAGAGGUGAGCCCUUCAACAAUGUCGGGGGUCUCCAGAAGGGCCCACUGACCUCACAGCCGAUGAUACAUAACAUGCGGCUAGCUUUCAGCGGCGACGGGACAGCUGUGUACAAGCCAAUUACACCGAGCUCCCCGUCCUACCACUCCCCGAAUGGGGUUGGCGCUGGAGGAGGGGCCGAGGCAGGGAGCGAAGCUGGAGGGAUUAAUGUGAACAUCGGUGGUGGCGGAGUUGGGGCUGAGCAGCAGCCGGUGAAGAAGAAGAGGGGGCGCCCGAGGAAGUACGGGCCAGACGGCUCGAUGUCGUUGGCUCUCAUUCCAGCAGCAGCUGGUGCUGUUGCAGCCUCUACCGGAGGAUUCCCUUCACCUCCUGCUAGUGCUGGUGGCGGUGCUUCUGGUGGUUCGGCAGCAUCGCCUACUUCAGUGAAGAAGUCCCGAGGGAGGCCCCCGGGUUCUAGCAACAAAAAGAGCCGGUUGGAAGCUCUCGGUUCAUCAGGGACUGGAUUUACACCAUAUAUCAUCACUGUCAAAGCUGGAGAGGACGUGUCCUCGAAAAUAAUGUCCUUUCUCCAGCAUGGUUCCAAGGCAGUUUGCAUCUUAUCAGCAAAUGGUGCCAUCUCUAAUGUGACCCUCCGUCAACCAGCCACAUCUGGCGGUACUGUAACUUAUGAGGGCCGGUUCGAAAUCCUCUCUCUUUCUGGCUCCUUUCUGCUAUCAGAAGUCGGAGGGCAGCGGAGCAGAACUGGUGGCUUGAGUGUAUCUCUGUCUGGCCCAGAUGGCCAAGUUUUAGGUGGUGGGGUCGCAGGCCUUUUAACGGCAGCUUCACCUAUUCAGGUGGUAGUGGGCAGUUUCAAUGCAGAAGGUGGUGGUAGUGGUCGUCGUAAGGAACAAAAGGCACCAAACCAAGCUGAACCAUUCUUUGCCCCAUCAAAGCUUGCUUCAGGCCCUGGCGGUGGGACCAUGGGGGGUAGCAGCUCAGCGUGGGUUGACGGGACCGCCAGCGGAUCCUCGGAUGGGCCAGGCAGCCCGCUUGAGCAAACCAUGGGACACGGCGCUGGUCUGCAAGGCCUCUCAAGUAUGCCAUGGAAGUAAAUGGCAAAUACGACACUGUUUUCCUAGCACUGAUCUCUGUUCCUAACUGGUAGGAAAGUUUGGAACCUGUAAUUCGGUAAUUAGACCUUUUGGUAAAACUAUGACAAGUCAGUACCUGACCCAUAGUAGUGUCCUGUGUUUUGAGUCUGGCAGUUGAGUUUAGUACCCUCUCUUUUGUCAAUGGCCAUGCCAGUGAGUCAUCUGGACGAAAGUCGUUUAGCAAUUAGGAGUGUUUUCUUUUGGUGAAAGCUGUCGUUAGUUUUCUUAGUCGAAUCAGAUGGUUUAAGUCUUGCUCACUGUUAAUGUUGUUGAUGAUGAUGCCUCUAGUGUUCUUUAUGUGUUGUUAA
Messenger RNA from Punica granatum (pomegranate), 1906 nucleotides. NCBI's taxonomy places the organism in Eukaryota, Viridiplantae, Streptophyta, Magnoliopsida, Myrtales, Lythraceae. The record is from RefSeq and is a predicted model, not a curated record.